UUACCACUUUAGUGAAGGAAAGAAAGAGGAGGAGGAAGAAACAUUUUUGUUUCUUCCCUGCCCCAAAGUGCUUUUUGAAAUGGUGAAUGAGGAGGAAUAUCUCCCAAACGGCAGCCCAGCAGUGCUCCAUCUCCUUCCUGGGAAGUAAUCAGUCCUCUGCCUCCUGCUUUCCACAGGUCUGGCCUUGGCGCUGGCGCCAUGAGCUGUUUCCGAAUCCGCCCGGCAGAGCCCCAGGACUGUCCUGAAAUCCUGCGCCUCAUCAAAGAACUAGCUGCAUAUGAAAAUAUGCCAAAUGCAGUAAAAUUAACAGAAAAAGACUUGCUUGAAGAUGGCUUUGGAGAACAUCCUUUCUACCACUGUCUAAUAGCAGAGGUGCCAAAGGAGGGACAAACAGGAAGUAGUUGCAUUGUAGGCUAUGCUAUGUAUUACUUUACAUAUGACCCUUGGAUUGGCAAGUUACUUUACCUGGAAGACUUCUAUGUCAUGGAACCAUAUAGAGGCUUGGGCAUUGGCUCGGAAAUCUUAAAGACAUUAAGCCAGAUAGCAAUCAAAACAAACUGUAGCUGCAUGCAUUUCCUUGUAGUCAUUUGGAACAAGCCAUCUAUAGAGUACUAUGUGAGACGUGGAGCUUUAGACCUUUCCACUGAAGAGGGCUGGCAUCUCUUCAGAUUUGACAAAGAGAAUCUUCUCAGAAUGGCAUCUGGAGAAUGAAGGAAGUUCCCAUUCACCAUUCCAAGAUUUGUGAGAGAUUAGAU
Messenger RNA from Chrysemys picta bellii (western painted turtle), 755 nucleotides. The record is from RefSeq and is a predicted model, not a curated record. Lineage: Eukaryota; Metazoa; Chordata; Testudines; Emydidae.